Messenger RNA from Eriocheir sinensis (Chinese mitten crab), 6103 nucleotides. RefSeq lists its product as uncharacterized. The record is from RefSeq and is a predicted model, not a curated record. The transcript is spliced from 27 exons. Lineage: Eukaryota; Metazoa; Arthropoda; Malacostraca; Decapoda; Varunidae. Gene Ontology annotation, molecular function: 2 iron, 2 sulfur cluster binding; iron ion binding; oxidoreductase activity. Bases 187 to 4083 code for a protein of 1298 amino acids.
GCGAGGGAUGUUGCGGCGCGCGGCAACCCUCGCCCCUUGAGCCUUGCCUAGCUUGCCAGAGGACUGACUUUAUCUAUCUUUUUCCUCCCUACGUAUGCGGUGCUUCAUGUAUCAUCACACUGCCCUCAGAUACAAGGCAGCAUCUUUAUAUCAAGCUGUUAACCGUUGGGCAGUUCGUGAGCAGCCAUGGCUGGAGGUAGCACAGGCGUGAGGGAGGAAGCGCUGACCUCGGUUCAACUGACGGUCAACGGUGUGGUUUACCAAGUUGGUUCUGAGGUGUCCCCGAGCACCCACCUCAUCGACUACCUGCGGAACGACCUGCAGCUGACGGGGGCCAAGGCGGUGUGCCGCGAGGGGGGCUGCGGCGCCUGUACGGUGGUGGUCACGGCCCCCGACCCCGAGCACUCCGGGGAGACGAAGACCUUCAGUGUCAAUGCUUGCCGACAGCUGCUGUUUGCUUGUGAUGGCUGGGAGGUGGAGACAGUGGAGUACCUUGGGGACCGCUUGCAGGGUUAUGGCCCCCUGCAGGAGGCACUGGCAGGCUUUUAUGGCACCCAGUGUGGUUACUGCUCCCCAGGGAUGGUCAUGACAAUACAUGGGCAGCAGAAGUCUUCCGGGUCCCUGACCGUGAGUCAGGUGGAGGGCGCCCUGGAUGGCAAUCUGUGUCGCUGCACUGGCUAUCGGCCCAUCUUGGAUGCCUUCAAGUCUCUGGCAGUGGAUGGCAGCCAGAAGCUCAAGGACAUACUACCGGACAUAGAGGAUGUUUACAAAGCCAAGGGCUGUUGUAAGGAAAAGGGCAAGGGCAAGUGCCAGUCUGCCUGUGGGGAUGCCAAGAGUACCAAGUGCGCCAAGAAGCAAGGUGUGAUGGUGCGGGCAGAUGGCACCCAUUGGUACCAACCUACAUCCUUGCAGGGGAUUUACGAUGUGAUAAACAGUUUGGCAGCAGGAGAGACAUAUCAGCUUGUUGUCGGGAACACUGGAGAAGGAGUGUACAGGAACACCACCACACCUGCUGCCUACAUCACCACGGCUGGAGUGAAAGACCUGUAUGAGAUCGAGGGGUCUGCCAUCUCCCUCAAGCUGGGCGGCUGCGUCAACCUUGCCCGGGCCAUCGAAACCUUCAAGACGGCCGAGUUUGCUGAAGGUUUCCGAUACCUGGACACUCUUGCCAACCAUUGGUCUGCAGUGGCCAACACAGCAACUCGAAAUGUGGGAAGCAUCGCUGGGAAUCUGAUGCUGAAGCACCAACACCCUGAGUUCCCAUCGGACAUCUUCCUGACGCUGCUGGGUGCCAGUGCAACAAUGACCCUGGGCAUUGCUUCUGAUGGCUCCACCAUGCAGGUGACUCUGGAAGAGUUCCUCUCCACUGACAUGACUGGCCGUAUCAUCCUUUCCAUCACGCUGCCUCAAUUUUCCCUCAACACCCAGAUGCACACCUACAAGAUCACCCCUCGCGCAGUGAAUGCUCACGCCUACGUCAAUGCAGUGUUCACAUUCGAGGUGGACGAAAGUGCAGACUUCACGGUGACAAGCAAGCCCAUCAUCCUGUAUGGAGGCAUCAACCCAUCCUUUAUCCAUGCCAGUCUAACAGAGGAGUUCCUGAAUGGGCGGUCUCUUUUGGAGUCCAACGUGGCGGUUCAGGCAUCAGCAGUGUUGUCCACAGAACUGUUGCCUGACAGCCAGCCUCAGGAUGCCUCCCCAGAGUACCGCUCCUCCCUGGCCGAGGCACUCCUCUACAAGGCCAUAAUCAGCAUGCUGGGUAAUGCAGUGAGUCCAGAACUGGUGAGUGGUGGCAGCCUCAUCACUCGGCCUCUGUCAUCUGGGCAGCAAAUCUUCACAGAGAACUCUGAAAUGUUUCCAGUGGGGAAGCCCAUUCCCAAGGUGGAGUCUCUGCCUCAGGCCUCAGGAGAGGCGCUGUACAUGAAUGAUGCCCCAGCCUUGCCCAGGGAGCUGGUUGGAUACAUCAUCCAGAGCACUGUGGGAAGGGCCACCAUCACCUCUAUCGACACCUCCCAGGCACAGGCGGCUGAAGGAGUGGUGGCGGUGGUGACGGCUGCUGAUGUCCCUGGCGUCAACAGCUUCAUUGCUGACAAUGGGGUUCAUCCUGAGGAGGUGUUUGCAUCCACGGAGGUGAAGUAUGCUGGCCAGGCACUGGGCCUGGUGGUGGCUACCAGCUACAGUGCUGCCCAGGCUGCUGCUGCCCUGGUGGUGGUUGAAUAUGCUAAUGUGCAGACACCUGUUCUUACCAUCCAGCAAGCACAGGAUGAGGGCUGGAUAUAUUCUGCCCAGCAAGAGCCCUUGACAAUGGGAGAUGUGGAGGCUGGCUUUGCUUCUUCUACACACAUCCUCACUGGGGAGUUUUCCCUGGGUGGACAACACCACAUGGCAAUGGAGCCAGUGUCUGCCCGUGUGGCGCCCACCGAGGAUGGCUAUGACGUUCUGGACACCACCAUCUGGCCAGCCGAGUCUCAGUCUGUCGUGGCUCAGGUGCUCAAUGUGGAUGCCAGCAGUGUGAACGUGUCAGUGCGUCGCAUUGGUGGUUCCUUUGGAGGCAAGAUCAGUCGAAGCCACAUGGUGUCUGCCGCUGCAGCUGUGGGGGCCUGGAAGGCUUGCAAGCCAGUGAAGAUUGCCUUGAACAUGAAGACCUACAUGACACUCACUGGUGGCCGGGAGCCCUACUACUCCAAGUACAAGGUUGGCAUAGAUACUGAAGGUAAAUUGAUGGCCAUCGAAGAAGAAAUAACAUGUGACAGUGGCUGUGCAGCAAAUGAUGUUGGUUCUUCCCUUGCUGCUUCAUGGAUGAGUAGUGUCUACUACUGCCCUAACUGGCUGGUCACAGCCAUGUAUGCCAUCACCAACACCCCAAGCAACACCUAUAUGAGAGCACCAGGCAUAAUUGAGGGAUUAAGUUCCAUGGAGGCCAUCAUGGAGCACAUUGCUGCCUACCUGGGCAAGGAUCCAUUGGAGGUGAGGGAGCUCAACCUGGCCGAGACCGGGGCUGAGCGACCUUCCUUCCCCCCGGUGGAAAAGAACGUCUUCAAGGAUGACAUCUUGCCCCUCCUCAAAACAUCAGCAGACUUUGAGAACAGAAAGUUGGAGGUGGCUGCCUUUAAUGAUACUAACAGGUGGCGGAAGAGAGGCAUAGCGCUUGUGCCCUCUGGCUUCAACAUUGGCUAUGCUGGCAACUUUCGAUUUGGUGGCCUGAUCAACAUCUAUUCUCAUGAUGGCACUGUUGCUAUCACUCAUGGAGGCAUAGACAUGGGCCAGGGAAUCAAUACUAAGGUGAGCCAGAUUGCUGCCUACAUCCUGGGUGUUCCCCUGGAGACAGUGAAGGUGAAGGCCACUUCCACCACCUCCAAUGCCAACUCCCUACACCAGGGGGCCACCGUCUGCUCGGACAUUGUGUGCUUUGGAGUGAAGAAAGCUUGUGAGACUCUGGCAACAAGAAUUGCUGACUUUAAGGCCACUUUGCCUGAUGGGGGUGCAGGCCUUACUUGGCCAGAGCUGCUGAAGACUUGUAUUAACAAUGAUAUUGACAUCAGUGAGAGAUACUGGACCAAGGUAGGAGAGUACCCGGCAGACUAUGAUGUGUAUGGCGGAGCUGUUGUGGAAGUGGAGUUGGACGUCCUCACUGGCACAUUCCUCACUCGUCGUGUAGAUGCCAUAGAGGACUGUGGGCAGAGCAUGAGUCCAUAUGUUGACCUGGGCCAGGUGGAGGGUGCCCUGGCCAUGAGUAUGGGGUUGCAUACCUGUGAGGAGCUCAAGUACGACCCCGCUACAGGGCAGAAGAUUACGGCAGGAACCUGGUACUACAAGCCUCAGAGUGCUCUGGACAUUCCUGUGGAUUUGAGAGUGACUCUGCUGCCCAACUCUGCCAACACAAGUGGAGUCCUGCGUGCCAAAGCUGUGGGUGAGCCUCCAAUGUGCCUGGGUUAUGGAGUGGUGUUGGCCCUGCGUCAGGCCAUUACUGCCGCCAGAACACUUGCUGGGAACACUGAUUGGUUUGACAUAAGCACCCCACUCACUGUGGAAAAGAUACAGCAGCUCUGCCUGGUUAAUGUCAGUCAGUUUGUCACAGUGUGAAAUUUCAGCAGAUUGCUUCAUGGAUGGUUUGGCACCGGUGGACUGCUGCUACAAGAGAAUACAUGCCAGCCACCUGAGCAGCUUCUUAAAAUUAAUAUCUGACCCUCUACUUUACAAAUUGACUAAUUAUAUAAGAUAUGGGAUAUAUAACAGUUUCUGAUGAUAGGUAGUUUCGAUUCCAUGAAUUUAAAUUGGUAGUAUUAUCCUUUACUAUGGAGUGCUGAAUCAUAUUUAUCAGUGUAAAUGAUUAAUCAAUAUAUAGUGUUGUUAUUGCUAUGUAGGUGGUGUGGGAUUCAGUGACUGAAUAACCCCAUAAUUUUAUAUAUAAAGGCCAGAGUUUGAGUUCUGCAUGUCAAAUUGUCAUUUUAUGAUCAUUCCAAAAUGUUCCAAAUGAUCACUUUGAUGCUACUGAUGCUCCUAAGUGCAUAACAUGAACACAGAUUCUUUUCUUACAACCCUGAUCUUUGAUGCAAUUUCUGUAUUCAGGUCUGAUUGUUUGGGGGUAGUUUAUGAGUAUGAUCCUUCAGAUAUGCUCACGGAUAGAGAUCUAGGGUAUUAAGGUCAGAUGAAUGUGGAGAUAACCCAGAGUCUCACCUAUUGAUCAGUUCUUUCUGAAUGUUGUCAUAGCCAAACAAUUUUUGAGAAAGUGUGAAGGGUUGUUCCAUCAUACGGUACUAAAACGAAUCUUUACCCCAUUGUUCUUCACAAGGGAGGUCUCUACAUCUUAUUAGUGUCUUAUAAUAGUUAAUUAUUUACCAUGAUGUUAAUUUUCAUCUAUGACUUUAAAAGAUCCAAUGAAUUUGAGAUGGCCACCCAUGGUGUGCAUUUUGGGAAAUGCAAUGGGUGCUGGAAAACAUCCACUUGUGCCAUUGUGCCCCAGAAAAUAAUAUUUUUGCUGUUGACAUGACCUGAGAGAAUUACAUGCCUAGUCAAAAAACUAUAAAUUAAAAAAUUGUUACUUUUUUGUCACAAAGCAGAACUUGUCUCCAUAUCUUUCAUCAUCAUCUUUUUAACCUGUGGGCUUCGGCUAUGGGAAAGCCGAGAAGUGGCCGAGAAACGACAAAAUUACACUGUAUUUUGAGACUAAGAAAAGAGCAUGGAACGUACAUCAGAGUAUUCCUCUCAUAACCAUAAAGCCGUUAAAAAUAUUUACUUUUACUGAAACUCCAUUCUUUUUGGGUGGUGUUUGUUACAAAAUAAACAGUCUCGUGACACAUGGCAUCUAGCCGAGACUCACUUGUUGUCUACUAUAGAGAAUUUGACAAGCGAUUACUGUAUGGAUAGCUAAUUGAGUAUGCCAUGACCUUACAGCACCACCUAUGACAAAAAAGCCCACCUCAAGAUCACUCACCCACCACAAUGACAUCGGGCAUUCAUGGUGGGUUGCGCUAUGCCACCACUGCCUACAAUUAGCUUGAAUUAGGUGUUUUAUGGAGAGCCCUUUUUAGGGUCCACCAUACCACAGCCAUGACUCAUGAAAGCCCUAAAAAGGGUCUGCCAACGUUCUCGGGUUAAGCUCAAUUCUGUUAACGGAGACUGGAUUUCCUGGGUACAUUGUUGGAUUGAUUUCUUAUGGCUCCAGCCAAUAGAGUCCCUGACGGCAAGAUUCCUUGCCACCCUCACACCCAGACAAUCAGAGCCCUGAAUAUAGAAAUCUCAUCAUUGAUCAGAACUAUCUCAAAAGACGUGUGUGUGUGUAAUUGACAAUACUGUGUGCUAUUUUCAGGAUUACCAGCAACAUUGAGGUGGUCACUUGUAACAUGGGCAAAAUUUUAAAUAUAGCACAUCUAUUAUGAAUUAUUUAAAUGACUAUGAUUUGUAUUCAUUUAUGUCAUCCUGUAUUAAUACAGUGUUUACACUGUAUGGUCAGCCCAGCCCAUUAAUAAAGUUGGCAGAUACUUUAUCAAUGUAGGCUAUUAAACUAGAUCUUGCUUGACACUGGUUUGUCUGAAUAUUGAAAACACAUUAAACUUCAGUUAUAUUAUAUAUUGUUAUUCAUGAAUAAAAGCAACUAUGAUAA